GUCAGUGUGGACUUAGGCCACUGAAGAUGGAGAUCCAUUUGCCUAGUUUGCCGAUGAUGAAAAUCCUCUCCCAUCUGGAUGCCUACAGUUUGCUACAGGUUGCCCAAGUGAACAAGAACUGGAAUGAACUUGCAAGCAGUGAUGUCCUGUGGAGGAAGUUGUGUCAGAAGAGAUGGCUCUACUGUGACAUGCUCACCCUACAGCUCCAUGGCAAAGAGACAUGGAAGCAGUUCUUCUUUUACAGAACAUGGCAAGAACACGCCAAGUCCCGGGCAAAGCCAGAAGAUUUCACUUACAAGGAAAUUCCUGUGGAGUUUGAAUUUUGGGCACAUCCAUGUUAUAUCUCAAGGCAUGGCUUAACAAGAAAUGGACAAGGGAAGUCUGCUGUCUGUAUGGUGACUUCCGUGAACAGGAUUUCUACCUGGGAUAUUCACAAGGGUGCUAUGACCUGGGAAAGCCCAGUACAGAAAUCCUAUAUUGAGCUGAUGACUACCCUCCCUGAGAUGCACAUUGCGGUCACUGUAGAUAUAAGAGCAACUAUCAAACUAUGGGACUGUCACAACAAGGAUGCUCUGGCAACUAAGAGAAUAUUCUCUCCGUGUCAAAUACUGAAAGCUGUGUAUACAAAGGAUGACCCAAUUGUCUUGGUAGGUGAUAUCUCGGGAAACCUCUACAUCUUUAGGAUUCCUGACUUACACCUCAUUUCCAGACACAAUGUAUUCCCAUACGGUAUUGAUGAACUCCAGUGCUCUCCUCAAAAUAAAUGGGUCUUGCUGAUCAUAAGAAAACCACAAGCCUUGACAAAGGUGGUUUACAUGAACAGCUUACUGAGGACAUCAGAAUUUUCUGACCCAGUGUCUACCAGUCUCAAAUUUCCAUUAUGCCAAGGAUUCUUCUGGACCCCAAGAAGGGAAGACAGGAUAACGUUGAUGUCCAGAAAUGAACUCUCAAGCUCCACUAAAUUUGGCACAUUUGAUAUGAAGCUGGAAGAAAUCAGGAACAAAGUAGCUGUUCAAGGACAUUUGGUAGCAAGUUUCUCUUUGCAAGACUACAAGGAGCGCGCAGAAUGGAUGGGAGUUAGUGAAAAGGACACGAUUGUUUGUUCAACUGGAUCCUCUCUCUUGCUCUUUGACAUAAAUGGUCUCCGUCUGCAGACAUUUCAGUACUGCCCAGAGCAGAUCUUGAGACUAUGGGUGGACCCUGUUCAUGUCAUUGUCACCUGUAAUGAUGGCUCUUUCGAUAUAUACGCAUGGGAGGAGAGUAGCUCACUGCUAAGGAAGUGUUAUCGACUGCAAAAUAAGAAAUAUCUGCCACCAUCCAGCUUCAUUAACAAUGUACUAUGUGAUGAUGUGAGCAUAAUUGGAGUGAUGACAAAUUGUCCCUCCUGCUGCUAUCUGAUGACAUAUACCUUGAACUCUUGAAAACUGCUCCUGAAAUGUGCUUUUGAAAACUGAGUGUGUUGUGUGUCAUCUUCCUCAAUGAUAAUAAAGGUCUAUUUGCAAGCACA
Messenger RNA from Mus caroli (Ryukyu mouse), 1507 nucleotides. Its product is annotated as F-box/WD repeat-containing protein 15-like. Gene Ontology annotation, cellular component: cytoplasm. Gene Ontology annotation, molecular function: protein binding. Lineage: Eukaryota; Metazoa; Chordata; Mammalia; Rodentia; Muridae. The record is from RefSeq and is a predicted model, not a curated record.